Messenger RNA from Cladocopium goreaui, 993 nucleotides. Lineage: Eukaryota; Dinophyceae; Suessiales; Symbiodiniaceae. The record is from the annotation of a GenBank genome assembly.
AUGGCCCGUACCAAGAGCGACGCAGCACCCCGUGCUCGGGGCCGUGGGCGCGGCCUGAAACGCCCUGCGCGGGCCUUGGCCAAGGGCCACGAAAAGGUGGCAGAAAGGGCACCGGAAACGGAGCUGGAAAAGGCGAAAGAUCUGGUUGAAGCUCCAGUUGAGACUCCAAAAGUUGAAACUCCGAAAGAGGAACAAGAAGCUGAACUCAGCCAACCUCAAGGAGAAGUUGGAGAACUUCAACUGGAAAUCAAUGAGGAGAAAGUGGAACCAAUUGAACGACUUCGGAGUCCUCAAGAGGACGAGAUUGAGCUUCCACAGGAACCAAAUGGCACUGACAGCGAGAAAUCCGAAUCUGAGAGUUCCUGUGGAAGUUCUGAAAGUGAUGAGAUGGAUGAGAUGGACGUCUCUUUCCAGGAAUCUUCUGGAAAUCCCCAGCCCAACCGACCCAACCGACCCAACCAACCCAACCUUCCUUAUUUGGUGGACAAUGACUCAGGGGUCUACUUUACCCUGCACCAAUCACCUCGUAGAUGUUGGGUGCAUGCCUUCCGGUGGCCCAGCGAUCACCUUUGGGUGAGACGAUUUCCGGGACAGCUGGAAAAGACAGCGCUGGGGCAGGGCUUUGUGGCCUUUGCCAGUCGCCGGAAGGUCUAUGUCUUCAGCUCAGGUGGUGGUUAUCCCAUCUUUCCUCCCUUGCUCUUGGAGGAACCGUUGCUGCAGAUGCGUUUGCAACACGCUUUUCUGCUGCUGUUGAGCCUCGACGGUCAGGCGAAGGUGCUUGACCUGGCUGAGCGACGAUGUCUUUGCAGAGCUUCCCUGAAGGAUCUCUGCGAACCGUCGCUGCUGCAGUUGGAUGAUGCUUUGCAGAUGAGUUUUGAAGGGCAACUCACUUUGCAGAUCCAAAAUCAGCAGCUGCGUUUCGACAACAAUCUGCAGUUGUGGAUGACUGACGGUGAGGGCGAAAAGAUGCCGAACAAGCGCUCUUUGGGGUGA